Molecule: messenger RNA, 1573 nt
Organism: Boeremia exigua
Lineage: Eukaryota; Fungi; Ascomycota; Dothideomycetes; Pleosporales; Didymellaceae
Exons: 3
Coding region: 90-1460 (456 amino acids)
Source: RefSeq, a predicted model, not a curated record
UAACAUGAUAAGAGGUACGAAUAGCAUUGCUCUUGCAUCCACUCACUUUCCUUAAAUCUGCCGUCAGUUUUUCGCCUCCGGCGUCACUGAUGAUGCGUUCAAUCUUUCUGUCCUUCGUUUUGUCCGCUUCCGCCUACGGUGAUCACCACGCACAUGGCCACCAUCACUCUCGUUUCUUCGCGCGUCAAGCUGCGUCCGGUUUUGUCCUGGCAGAGAAAGGGAGCCUUGCUAGCUAUAAGCUUAGCUCUACCUGCGAGCAGGUGGUUUACCAGACAUUGGCGUGCGAUAGCUAUGUUGCUUCAUUGAGUACCCCAAGAUACCAUGGCAGCCUUGGUGACAACGAGUUCACCGCGGAAGUCUGCGCUGCUGGCUGCGGUACUUCUCUCGCCAAUAUGCACCGGAGGAUCCUCGGCGCAUGUGUAUCCACCCCCGAGCUUUUCUCUGGAUAUCCAGUGCUCGCGCUGGUAGACAGUGUUUGGAGUGGCUGGAAUGAGACUUGCCUCGAAGACACGACAACCGGGAAGAACUGCAAUGAUGUCAUUGAUGCAUGGACCCCAGUCGAUGAGUUGACCGACAUGCCAAAGGAGCAGAUGUGCUCUAAUUGCUACAAAGCCAAAUACCAAGCCAUGCAGCAGAACCCAUAUGGUGUCUACGAUAAUCAGACCUGGAAGCCUCGCUAUGAUCUGAUCACAAAGACAUGUGGACUUUCAGGGGUGACCUCCAACCCGACACCUUGGCCUAUCCAACUGAACACCACGGAGCCACCAGCAACACUUUGCAGCGGCAGGAAGUAUAUCACACGAACUGGAGAUACAUGCGACUUGAUCGCGCAGAGUAACAGAAUAUCCGCUGGAACACUGUUCUACGACAAUCCCCUGUUGGUUGGUUGUUCGAACCUCAAAGCUGGCACAGAGCUCUGUUUGCCAACCCAGUGCAAAAGUUUGCACCAAAUCAAGGAAAGCGAUCAAUGCGUAGACGUCGCGUUUGCAGCCGGCAUUUCAUGGCAACAGCUUGUGGAGUGGAACGGUAUGGUGGAUUGCUCUGGCGCAGACAUGCGCGGCGAGGGUUUGGAUUGGGGCUCUUACGUCUGCGUUUCACCCCCCGGCGGCACAUUCACUACCCCUCCUGCGAACAAGACGGAUGGCGGGGUCGGAGGACCAGGCAGUACUGGUGAUGGGUAUGGCAAAGAGCUAGUCGAUGUACCCGCAGGUGCGAGUCUUGCGCCGCAGACCACUACAAAGUGUGGAGGGUACUACACUGUCAAGACUGGAGAUACCUGCUUGUCAAUACUGGUCACAGGCAAUGGCUCGGCUGAUUUGUUCAUCGCAGCCAAUCCAUGGCUUCGGAGCUCCCAACUCUGCGACUCUAGAUUGAUCGUUGGCCGCACGUACUGUCUUCUUCCCCUUAAGGACUUCGACAAAGCUACCCCGAAGACAACACGAACUCUUUCCUUGAGAUAGCUCGUAUUGACCAACAAAAGCUUCUGACUCUCAAUUCGUGCACUGAUGGGUACUGGCAGAAGGGCUAUCGUGAUGAAGGUUGCGAGUGUAAUACUAUCUCUAUGUUUGCAUUA